Molecule: messenger RNA, 975 nt
Organism: Mycena indigotica
Lineage: Eukaryota; Fungi; Basidiomycota; Agaricomycetes; Agaricales; Mycenaceae
Exons: 3
Coding region: 1-975 (324 amino acids)
Source: RefSeq, a predicted model, not a curated record
AUGCUCGUCGCCCUCCUCGCGCCGGAGCUCAUUUUUGGCUUUGCGGCGCGGCAGCUGCUAGUGGCGCGCUUCUUCAGGGCGAAGUACAAUAUUUCCCUCAUGCACGGCUUCUUCGUCGGGAUGGGCGGCUUCACCGACGCGAACGAGCAUCCAGUCGUCACCUGCGAGCAGCUCUCCGACCCUGCGGCUCUCGCGGAGAUACGCGGGGUGUCGAGCUACACCAUAGAAGACAAGAGCAAAGGGGACCUCUUCUCGAAGGGCAUUGCGCUCGUCCAGGGCAUCUGGUUUAUCACGCAGUGCAUUGUGCGCCCGCGCACAGGGCCUUCCGCUGUCCCAGCUCGAGGUCGCCACCCUCGCGUUUGCAAGUAUCAAUGCGCUGACAUGGCUUCUCUGGUGGAGCAAGCCGCUAGACGUCCAGGAACCAAUCCGGCUCCGCGCGGCCCUCGACGAGCCCCCCAUCGGGCAGCCUCGCCCCACGGGCCUCCCGCUCCAGCUUCAACAGAAUGUUCCUUCUUUUAUCUUUUAUCUAGCAGCUACGACAAGCAGUCGUUCAUGCCGCUGUCCGCGCAUUCCGUGCCGUCGCUGUGGUGCGCGUGGGACGAAGACAUGCCGCGCGAGCUCGUCCGCGGGGCCGUCGGGCUUGAGAUCACGUGCGGGUCGCUGUUCGGCGUGAUCCACACCGCGGGCUGGUUCGUGCCCUUCCCCAGCGGCGCCGGAGACGCUCCGCCGCUGCUCGUGUUCCUCCACCCGCGCAUCCUCGACUGGGUGCUCGACAGCGACGACCGCGACUACCCGCCGCUGCUUGUCCCCGCGGGCGACCCGGGGCGCGGCGAGGCCGCGGUCCUGAGUGCAUGCUUUGGCGUGUACUGCGUCGCCCGCGUCCUGCUUCUGCUCCUCGCGUUCACGACCCUCCGCGCGCUUCCCCCUGCUGCAUUCAGAGAUGUAAACUGGAGCGUGUACAUCCCCCAUUUGUAA